Silurus meridionalis is the source of this 1455-nucleotide messenger RNA. RefSeq lists its product as uncharacterized. The coding region runs from base 59 to 1255 and encodes 398 amino acids. Lineage: Eukaryota; Metazoa; Chordata; Actinopteri; Siluriformes; Siluridae. The transcript has 3 exons. The record is from RefSeq and is a predicted model, not a curated record.
ACCGCUUCCCCUUUGAUCUCCAUAGCAACGGCACGUAACGCUGAGGACGCGCAAAUAAAUGUCUCGCCGCUCCUCAGACCGACACCUCAAACUUCAUGAUGAAGCUCCAGAGACAGGUUUAGCCUCAGACACACAUCAGGAAUACCAGGAAUACUCUUUGGCCAUGGAUGAUGAGAAAACCGCUAAGAGGUUGGAGAAGCCAGACUGCAGUGCUCUGAUGGGCAAGCUUUCCAAAAGAUGUGUGGAGGUGCUGGUGGAUAUGAGUGAGGAGAUCUCUGAGAAGGAGCAGCAACCUAAGGAGAUUUUUGACCAGACAGGCUGGGAUGAAGCUAUCCGAAGUUGGAGAGAGUGUUCCCCCUUGUCUGGCCUCUUUGCCCCAUUACAAAGGAGCAAAAAGGUCAAACCAGAGAACCCGGCUCCUCAUUGUAUUCUUUGCACCGAUCUGAAGGACCCAAAGCUCCCAGAAAACGUUCCCAGUCAUGCUGCUUCGCACGCUACCUCUGAGAAAUCCGAGGAGCCCUCGACAAGCAACAGUUCCUCGUCUCCGGAAGACCUAAACAGAACCCCAAGUGCCACUACUAUUUCCUCAUCCACAGAAGAAGAAGAACCACCCGAUUUCAGUCUCGAGAAUGUGAGCUCGCCGAAAGAACGUGUGCUCGGAAACAAGCUGCUGUACGGAUCUGGGCAGGUUUCACCUGACAAAGUUCUCCCUUCCCGAAUGCAAUCGGAUUCUCUUCUCCAGAAAGGUAGAAAUGAUGGAAAAAUGGCGCUGCCCGGUCGGGUUAUGGUGCUGCCACCGGUGAAAAUGUCAGCGCAAUCCAACUCUACUCUGAGCAACUCGAAUCCUUUAAAGAGGACAGAAGACGGCUCAGCAAGACCGAUUAUUAUUAGGGAGAGAGUUAAUGGUAAUCAAGAACAAAUGGUGGUUAUUUCUCAUCCCAACUCAGCUGUAGGCACCAUUACUUCUAAGCAAGGACCAACACAUCAUCAGCAUCACCUAUUAACAACUUUAAACAUUUCCAGAGGGUAUCAGAUUCCCAUCAGGACCUUGGCAGAGACUCAGCCAGUUUCCACCUCUGUCCUGGAGCGAAAUUUCAGAGCAGAGGAACUGAUCAGGUGUGCUUUGAGGCACAAGUCUGGACACAGAUCACGGUCAGGAAUCAAGUAUGAAACUCUGAAAAGAGAAGAACCUGAGCUUCCCAAGCUGCUGGGCACCAGGGUCCAGAUCGCAGUCUCUAAUCACCGAUUACUGUAGCUCUCUCUCUCUCUCUCUCUCUCUCUCUCUCUCUCUGUCAUCUGGUGGACAUUAAAAGACGUUUGCAUGCUGAAAUGACGACGUACUGUAUCUUCUCGUUCUGAACAUCUUUACACGUUUGCUGUUACCUUGAUGUGUUUGAUUCCUUUUAUACCUCUGCAAUUUGCCAACAAUUUUUUUUAAAUGUAUUUAAGAAAGAA